This is a messenger RNA of Trypanosoma brucei brucei TREU927, 1947 nucleotides long. RefSeq lists its product as hypothetical. The coding region runs from base 1 to 1947 and encodes 648 amino acids. Lineage: Eukaryota; Euglenozoa; Kinetoplastea; Trypanosomatida; Trypanosomatidae. Gene Ontology annotation, biological process: DNA replication; DNA replication initiation. Gene Ontology annotation, cellular component: alpha DNA polymerase:primase complex. The record is from RefSeq and is a predicted model, not a curated record. Gene Ontology annotation, molecular function: DNA binding. The transcript has a single exon.
AUGCAACAAUCAACGCGAUGGAAGGCUGCUGCUAACCUUGAUUUGUUGCUAGGUAUUCACCACCCGGCUGCUCGCAUCGUCAGGGACUAUACCGCCGGGUCGCAAAUCAACGACGGGGGUGUUGUGGAUGCACGGAACAGCGUUAAUUUUAGGGACACAAUGUAUUGUAACCGUCAGGACUAUGGUAGCAACACCACGCGUCGUCGUUUAGCAGGUUACUAUCGCUACAUGCUCUCAAAAAUUAACCUGUGGGAGGCGGAUGGUGGGGGAGUGAUAUUGAAAGGUGAAGAAGAAAAUCCUACCGACAUUAAACAAGAGGAAAGGGACGACGUUCCUUCGUUGCAGAAGCCGAACGAAGGGUCGUUGUAUCGCGCCCGAGGUAUUCUGACGCAACUCUGCAGCCCCUUAGCAACUGAGGAAGAACUUCUUCUCCCAUGGGAGUUUUUCCCCAUAGUGAAUGUUGAUGAUGAUGACACGUACGCUGCUCCGAUCCGGGCCAUGACAAAAGAUGUCGCUCCUACUGGCGGUUUCCUUCGAAUAGAGAAUGAGGAUGAUGACGAUGGCGGUGCAACCGGAGGCGCAACUGAUGCAAGUGGCGGGGAAGGCGCAUCAUAUCACAGGAACAACCCUCACUCCGUGUCGAGGUUAUCUCUUUACACACGUUUAACGCCGCAGUUCACGGGCCUUUAUUCGGGUAUGGUUGUCGGUAUUGUUGGUGAGCCGUUUAAGCGCAGUUCGUCGGGGGCGCUAACUGCAGUGCUUGUUCGUCGAUUUAUUCUUCCCUCACGUCCCCAGUUCCCAUGGGGAAUCGAAAGGCCUAUACCCACGGCGUUGUCACACUUCGCGAUCCCUACGCGCAUACAUUUCUGUAGUGGGCCGUUCCCUCGGCGCGAGACGGGCCACAUAUUAAGCAGUGUAACUCUCAACGCUCUUCACCGAGGCGCUGAUCUCCUCAUCAUUGGUGGGCCUCUUGUAAGGGAAUUCGAGGAGUACGAGAAGGACUCACUGAAGUUGCUGCAACUUACGUUCGACGAGCUACUUUCUUCGUACAUGGAUACCAUAGAAGAGACUAUGGAGAAGUACUAUGCUUCCAGCAAAAACCCACGCACUCGGGAUCGAAUGAAGGUGGUUCUGGUGCCACACAGAGAUGACGUUACGCAAAUCCCGGCUAUCCCUAUCACAAUGUACAGCUUGGAGAGUACCGAUAGCAUUUGGGUGCGUUCGAACCCAUGCCGCAUCGCUGUAAACGGCAUUCACAUUGGCGUGUGCAACGACGAUGUUGUCGGUGACAUGCGAGAGAAGAUGGUAGAGCGAUGGCCCACGGAGUCGGGAAGCCUCCGUCGCGUUGUGGAAGCUCUCGUCCAAAGUCGUUUGUAUGCCCCACUUUAUGAAUUUCCAGCGGUGAAGCAUGAUCUACAACAUAUUGGGGCACUUCGUUUGGACUUUCUUCCGCCUAACCCAGAAGGACGUUUACCCAAGGAGGACAUCAGCACAUCUGCUCUAACUUGGGAUGCAGUUCGACUACUUAGUGCAGCGAGUGUCUUGAAUACUUUGGAUAGUGAUGGCGAUACGAAGCAAGAGGCUAAGCGAGUGAAACAGGAGGAGGAUGACCAGUUGGUGUACCCUACUAACUUUAGUAAAUGCGGGGAGGAGGAUUCUACCGUUGAGUGGAUGCCCCAUUUGUUGUUCCUUCCCUCAACACGGCCGCGUUUUGCCUUCGUAACGCAUCAGCAUAAUGAGGAAGCCCUUGAUGAUCCAGCAGCCGCAUCUGGUGUUAUGGUCGUGAACCAGGAAGUGUGGUGCCGACGAACGACGCCGCGAUUUGAGCUACGUGUGGCCGAGGUUACGGUUGAAGAUAGCGAGCGUGUUGUGUGUCGUGGUGCGUCUGAGGUGAAUGGAGUGGUAUGUGGCGUCAUUCAUUUUACUAAUAUCGCCGCCGCUGCGUGA